AUGAUACCCAUAGUUUUUCUAAUCGUGUUGAAAUGUGUGAGUAGCAUUGUUCUUCUCUUCAAUACAGAAAAUAGUGAUCAUGUCCAGAAUUACGAUUGUAUAUAUAAUCGAGAUCCUGGUGCGCCUCUCAUUAAAUAUUGUAAACGGGCCAGAUCACCCAAAACACUUCAACGACAAUUCCAUGGUUGCCAUAACGAAGGGAAAUGUUGGAGUUUCCGUGAAAUUCUCGAGCUUGGCAUUGAUCCCAACACCGUAUUGCAAUGGAGUUCGAGUAUUGAAACAGCUGAUAACUAUGCUGAUAUCUUCUAUGCAAAUGAAUCGGGUCUAAAUAUUGAAGACAACACGUUGGAGCAGUUCGCUUGUAAUUGUACUAGAUUGGGAACAUUCGGAAAAUACUGUGAAUAUCAGCUAGUCAACAGUGAUGACAAUCCAUGGUUUUCGUCGUCUAUUCGAAUGCAAUACAAUCAGAGAAAAGGUAAUGAAGAUUGGCUUCAAGUCUUCGGCAAUAUAGUGUGUUAUGAAACAUUGAUCUGCAAUUCUGGUUUAAUGUGUUUGGAAUGGCGAAAUGUAUGCGAUGGUAAGCAAAAUUGUUUGGAUGGGAAAGAUGAAGAAGGGUGUGAUCUUUUGGAAUUCAACGAAUGUGAAUUGGAUGAAUACAGAUGUGAUAAUGGUAUGUGUAUUCCUGAACAAUACUGGCUCGAUGGUAAGAACGGUUACGGAGGACGGAGUGGAUGA
Messenger RNA from Rotaria socialis, 735 nucleotides. The record is from the annotation of a GenBank genome assembly. Lineage: Eukaryota; Metazoa; Rotifera; Eurotatoria; Philodinida; Philodinidae.